AUGGACGCUUCGGAGAGCAGCAAACUGAGCGAUGGCAUCGAGGCGCCUAUGUGGAUGUUCUGGAAGCGGCGCCGAUACAUACUGGUGUUUCUGGCAUUCUUUGGGUUUUUCAACGUCUACUCGCUGCGGGUGAACCUAAGUGUGGCGAUUGUGGCCAUGACCGAGAAUCGCACCAUCGAGCAUCCGAAUGGCACCGUCAGCUAUGAACAAGAGUUCGAUUGGGAUUCCAGCACGAAGGGGUACAUUCUGAGCUCCUUCUUCUAUGGCUACAUCUUCACCCAGCUUGCCGGUGGCUACAUCUCCAACGCCCUCGGUGGGAACUAUGUGUUUGGAGUUGGAGUUGGUACAACCGCCGCACUGACCCUACUGACUCCGCUAGCCGCUCAUGGUGGAUACGGCUGGCUGAUAGCGAUCCGUGCCCUCGAAGGUUUCUUCGAAGGAGUGACCUUCCCCUGCAUGCACGCCAUCUGGUCCAACUGGGCACCUCCGAGUGAGCGCUCCCGGAUGGCCACGAUUGCCUUCUCGGGUGUGUUCACCGGUACCGUAGCCUCGAUGCUACUCAGUGGCGUGUUAGCUGACAAUCUCGGCUGGGAAUGGGUGUUCUACAUCCUUGGGGCGUUCGGAUGCCUCUGGUUUGUGGUGUGGAUGGUGGUCGUGAAGAAAUCACCCGAAACGGACCCCUACAUCACCACCAAGGAGAAGGAAUUCAUACUGGCCACACAGCAGCGCACGUCUUCCGAAACGGCGGAGAAGGUACAUCACCCUUGGCUUGCUAUCGUGACCUCCAAGGCCGUUUGGGCCCUCAUCGUGGCAAGCUUUGCCGAGAACUGGGGAUUCUACACGCUGCUCACGCAACUUCCGACAUUCCUGAAAGAUACGAUGCACUUCGAGCUGCAGGCAGCCGGAUUCCUUUCCGCUCUACCGUACCUGGCGUUGGGCAGUCUGCUCAGCUUCGCCGGCUAUCUGGCGGAUCUCUGCCAGAUCAAACGCUGGCUCACGACAACCCAGGUUCGGCGGUACUUCAACUGUGGCGCCUUCCUGAUACAAACGGUGUUCAUGCUCGUCGGUGCGUUCAUCCUGAAACCCGGACCAACCAUCGCGUGCAUCACCAUCGCCGUCGGUUGCGGUUCGUUCGCCUGGUGUGGCUUCGCCGUCAACCAUCUCGACCUCUCGCCCAAAAGUGCCGGCGUGCUGAUGGGCAUUUCCAACACCUUCUCGACCGUCGCCGGCAUCGUUACGCCCAUCGUUUCUGGACACAUUACAGCCAACGGGGAUGACGAUGAAUGGCGGACGGUUUUCUACAUCGCGGCCGGUAUCUACCUGAUUGGAUUCGUGAUCUACUGGUUCGGGGUCUCCGGGGAGCUGCAGCCAUGGUCAAUCGAGGCGCAGGAGCGAGACCAAGCGCAACGGGAGAAGGAGAACGUUUUCGUUAACGGAGGGAUGGUGCUGGACCAAAAGUCCUGAACGGAUUAAGUCCUUGCUUACAAUCUGUGGUCAA
Molecule: messenger RNA, 1498 nt
Organism: Anopheles coustani
Lineage: Eukaryota; Metazoa; Arthropoda; Insecta; Diptera; Culicidae
Product: sialin-like
Exons: 5
Coding region: 1-1464 (487 amino acids)
Biological process (GO): monoatomic anion transport; transmembrane transport
Cellular component (GO): plasma membrane
Molecular function (GO): transmembrane transporter activity
Source: RefSeq, a predicted model, not a curated record